UACGGGCAUCAAUAAUUGGGGAUAUAUAAGCGAUAUUCCGCUUUAAUUUUUCAUUCUGCCGCAGUUUUUACUGUGGAGGUGAACGUGGUGUCUCAGAAUGUCAUCCAUUUGUUUGGUCCUUUUGCUCUGUGCUCUCGCCAACGGGUCCCACCUUCCCGAAGGUGGUCAAGUGCUCCUUCCUCACGGAGUCGAUAGCGCUUGGGCUCCAGCCUACGCCAGCCCCCCUCAAGCUGCAGGACGCUCAGGCGAUGUCGCUAGAACUCAGCGCUGGGUGCCGAGCGGCGCCCCUCACGCUGCAUGGUACGAAAAUGAUGCAGCUUGGGCUCACAAAUUAGGGGCGAGUGGCGCACCUCACGCUGCAUGGCACGAAAAUGAUGCAGCUUGGGCUAACAAAUUAGGUGCGAGUGGCGCACCUUACGCUGCAUGGCACGAAAAUGAUGCAGCUUGGGCUAACAAAUUAGGUGCGAGUGGCGCACCUCACGCUGCAUGGCACGAAAAUGAUGCAGCUUGGGCUAACAAAUUAGGUGCGAGUGGCGCACCUUACGCUGCAUGGCACGAAAAUGAUGCAGCUUGGGCUAACAAAUUAGGUGCGAGUGGCGCACCUUACGCUGCAUGGCACGAAAAUGAUGCAGCUUGGGCUAAAAAAUUAGGUGCGAGUGGCGCACCUCACGCUCCAUGGCACGAAGAUGAUGCAGCUUGGGCUCACAGAUUAGGUGCGAGUGGCGCACCUCAAGCUGCAAGUCGCACAAGGGAUGAGGUUGAAAGUGACACCCAUCUAAUUGCAGAUCACUCAGGCGAUGCACCUCAUGCUGCAGGUCGCGCAGGGGAUGAGGAUGAAACCCACGGAUUAGGUGGGAGUGGCGACGCUAUAGCUGCAUGGCGCAAGGACGAUGCCGCUUGGGCACCAGACUCCAAUCCACAAGAUAAUCACAGUGAAGAAAGUGACGACGUAUCGAGAGCUGGCUAUUUCUUACCUCAGCAAAGAGGAAGAUAUAGGUAUAGAUACAAUAACCGUGGUUUCGGAAGAGGUAACUACUAUCCAUAUUACCCAAAUUACCUACCAUACCUAUCCCACGGCGGGCGCUACUACUAUAUUCCACGAAAUGGAGAAGAUGCUGAAGAGAAAGAAGCUGUAGUUGAAGAUGACUCUGCUGGAUCCAGCCCAAAUGCGGCCACCGGUCGUGCCGGCUCAGAAGAUGGCUGCUGUGGACACGGAGAAGCUGAUCGUGAAGGAGCUAGCUAUUACAAUGGACCAGGAGGUUACGUUCAUGGUACAGAGUCCAGACAUGGCGCCGGGCCAAGCAAACACAGCGAUGGCACAGAUGCGGAAAAAGAGCGAACCAGUGCUUAGGCGCUUAGUUUUUUUAAAUGUUCCUUUAUUAUAUUAUUUAUGUAUAUUG
Pieris rapae (cabbage white) is the source of this 1400-nucleotide messenger RNA. RefSeq lists its product as uncharacterized. The transcript is spliced from 2 exons. Lineage: Eukaryota; Metazoa; Arthropoda; Insecta; Lepidoptera; Pieridae. The record is from RefSeq and is a predicted model, not a curated record. Bases 98 to 1351 code for a protein of 417 amino acids.